Porites lobata is the source of this 2803-nucleotide messenger RNA. The record is from the annotation of a GenBank genome assembly. NCBI's taxonomy places the organism in Eukaryota, Metazoa, Cnidaria, Anthozoa, Scleractinia, Poritidae.
UAUGGCUUUGUCAUCAGUGAGUCAGCGAAAACACAAUGGCCAAAACGGAAUAAAAACAAAAUUCCAAGAGUAUUUUUGUCUGGAAACUCCAUUAAAAAAAGUAGUGGACAGCUAACAGUCAGGGAAGUUCAGCUCAGUUCUUCGUCUAUUCGCGCUAAGUCCGGCAGCCGGUUAAAUCCUUCAAUACAGAGCAGGUAAGGACGAGAACUCUAUAUAAAGACCUUUUUUAUGAAGAUGUAUGUCUCGUAGUCUAUGAUCUGACUUGUCUUAGUAAACUUUUAAGAGUUACUACUGACUGAGGAAUUUAUUCGUAUUGGAUUAUUGAAGUCUACUUUCCAACUUGAGUAAUGGAUGAUGGGUCGUUGUAUCCCUUACCUUUAUAAUUAAUAGCCUGAUUUCAGUGUGAUUUCACUUAACUUGGUUGUGAAAUAGAUAGCAGGCGCUACUUCACAGUAUUACACUCUAACUUCAUCACUUUAAUCGUAAUUGUUACGAGUACCGUGCUCAUAAGCUCUCAUACGCGUGACAUAAAAUCAUUCUAUCACGAUCAAACUGUCUCGAUAACUAUUAGGGCUAUUAGCAACCACGAGUUUUUUUCUAUAACUUCUCGGCUUACGAGCCCAAAGUCAGCUAACCUUGAUUACUUUAAGCCGGGACUUCAAGCUUCUCUUUUCCGUUUUACCGAAGCACAAAAUGUUGAAGCAAAACUAAGCAAACUUUAUCAGGAGUACUCAGUGGAGCCGAUAUUCAAAAAAGCCGUUCCUCAGGCAUCGUGAUGCUGGCUGGGAAGUAUGGCAUCCUAGAUAAAAUUUGGCUGGGAAUUAGUUAAGAAUAAUAGCUUGCUGGCGAUUUUUUCUACCGAAAUUAUUUUUGGCUGGGAGAUGACUCACAACGCUAGCCUAAGUAUCAGGCCCUCCUAAGGGGAUAGGGGAGAGGAGAUCUUUGAUGGGGGAGUGGGGAGAAGAGAAAGGUUUCUCUCCUUCAGCUCUCUCCCUAUUUCGCUUCCAUCUUUCCCCUUUUCCCCCAGAAACGCCUGAUACUCAGGCUAUCACAACGCCCACUUCCUGGCUCACACACUCUUUUUUUAUCGCUUUGCUGGGAAAAACUUCCAGCAGUUAACGCCCAGUACAACGCCGAUCAUAUGACGUGCGGAUGACAUCUGAAACUGUUUAAAUGAAAACUCUUCUACGCCCCUGUAUUCAAUAUCUGACAACUGGCUGUCAGCUCCUGUCAGUGUAAAAUCAACUGUUUCAUUCACUUUGCGCAUAGACCGGUACGUCCAGAGAGAGAGAGAGAGAGCGGCGGAAGUUUUGAACUGGCUGUCCAAACUGGAAUGCUUUAAAGAUAUCGGCUUCCUUGUUCGGAAUUGUGGUACGAAUUUUCUGGGGAUCACAGUCUAGUAUUGUUUUGUAACAGUAAGUGCUUACUAAUACUUGCUUUCUAACUCACUUUUUGCUAGUGACCGACAAAAUAAGUAUAGUUGUCUCGCAUUAGCAUAGCCUGCGAAGCGCAGACGCAUUUCCGGUCGUCGCUUCUCUCCCUCCGAAAAAUAUUUUUCGGAGGGAGGGAAGCGACGACCGGAAAUGCGUCUGCGCUUCGCAGGCUAGCAUUAGCACAGUUGAUAAGGUUCUCUUAUUGAAAUACUCUAUUGUAGCUGAUACAUCGUACACCAGUUUUGUAUUUGUAUGUGUUGUGUGAGCGGUCUGAACGAAUACUCGAAUUAACCGGAGUGAACUAAGCAUCGGAUAACGAAGAGUUUUCCGCCCGGUAAAUGUUAGACGUAGUUACUAAAACCCGGAACGACCCACAACGAUCCACAACGAUCCACAACGACCCACAACGAUCCCACAACGAUCCACAACGACCCACAACGAUGCACAACGUUGCGUUACAUAAACCGGAACUGACUGAGAACAAUUUACGCCCAUGUGAUUUUGUUAUAUAAUACGUUUUCCUUCAAGUGUGGCACGGAAUGUACUAGGUUUUUCAACAAGGAUUUUAUGAAGAUGUUUUUAAGUUGGCGAGUUUCUUAACUCUAUGUUUUUACGAGGCUGGACAAAUGUAAGUUUUCUGCAAUUUGUCUUCGUUUAUUUGACUGUCUUUUCGCUAGCUAAGGAUUCCCUUCUAAUUUUGUAUCAUUUCGCAAUUUUUAGCUUCAGAUUACCACAUUACUACGUUCUACCGUGUUGUUUAAAUAAAUACUGAAAAUCCAGCCUUUGCCGUGGUUUUGCUCCUUUGACCCAUCGGCCCAGUACUAUUUUAAGUAACGUCAACGUACCAUUCAAAUAUACAUGAGGUCUCUGCCUGUAAAGGGAAGCAAUUACGUACAAUGGAACUCGUGAUAGAUAUAUACUUGAGAUCUCUGCUGUCUUGAUGGUCAUUGUCAUAACACUGCAAUCCCAGUUCGCUUCGCUAGCGCAGAAAUGUUUACGGAGAACAAAGCUGAUGAAACUUUUCAUGUGUCUUAUACAUAUCUUUAUUCGAUGGCCGGCCGAAGAGACAUCGAUCGGACUUACAAAUGUGUCUCUGAAUGGAGAUUCUUUCUUCGUGAAAAGCUGCAUUUGCCCAUUUAUUUUGUCCUGUUUUUGACAACCCUAUGAAUGUGUUACCGGACUAUCAAAGGUAUUCUGGGUAGUUGUGAGUCGUUAUGUUUGCUAUUCAGUAUGCUUGUCAAUUUUUGGAAAAAAUUCGAAAGUUAAGUUUUUGAUAUUUUUUUCUUAGGUGGUUUCUUUUGUUGUGGGAUCGUUGUGGGUCGUUUUGAGAUCGUCCCAGGUCGUUUGAAGAUCGCUGUGGGUCGUUGUGG